CCUCCGGCGGAGGGAGAACGUGUCAACGGCGCCAUUGUCGUGCUCGUGCGCAACAGCGAAUUGGAUGGCCUGCGCAAGAGCAUGCGGAUGUUCGAGGACCGGUUCAACCGGAAAUACAAGUACCCGUACGUUCUGCUGAACGACCAGAACUUUACGCAAGAGUUCCGCGACGGUAUUUCGGCCAUCACCAAGAACGAAUUGCGGUUCGGCACGCUGGACAGCGAACAGUGGGGCUACUCGGACUCGGUGACUCCGGAGGAAACCGAGAAGAAGCUCGAGUACAAUAAGAAUCGCUACCUGUACGGCGGUAGCCUGAGCUACCGCUUUAUGUGUCGCUUCCAGUCGGGCAUGUUCUACCAUCACCCGCUGGUGCGCGACCUCGACUGGUACUGGCGUCUGGAGCCCGAUGUUGAGUACUACUGCGACAUUGACUACGACCCCUUUGUCUAUAUGCGCGAUCGCGGCAUAAAGUACGGCUUCACCAUUGCGCCGCGUGAGGGCCGCCGCACAGUCGAGUCCCUGUGGUACCAUACGCGGAACUGGAUCAAGAACAAUACGCACCUGCUGCCCGAACGCUCCCUGGUCAAUUGGGUGAUGGGCACCGACGGGCACUACAACCUGUGCCAUUUCUGGUCCAACUUUGAAAUUGUCGAUCUGUCGCUGUACCGCGGCGAGGCAUACGAGUCAUACUUUAAGCACCUCGACAACGCCCAGGGUUUCUUCUACGAGCGCUGGGGAGACGCGCCCAUCCACUCGAUUGCCGCCUCGCUUCUGUUGCAGAAGGGCGAGAUCCACUGGUUUGAGGACAUUGGCUACAAGCACCCCGGAAACAUGCACUGCCCGCGCGACAAGGCCAUGCUCUCAAAGUGCAUCUGCAACCCGGACAAGGCGUACACGUACCGC
Messenger RNA from Kickxella alabastrina, 903 nucleotides. RefSeq names its product alpha-1,2 mannosyl-transferase. The annotation marks the transcript as partial. The transcript has a single exon. Gene Ontology annotation, biological process: protein N-linked glycosylation; cell wall mannoprotein biosynthetic process. Gene Ontology annotation, molecular function: alpha-1,2-mannosyltransferase activity. Gene Ontology annotation, cellular component: Golgi apparatus; membrane. NCBI's taxonomy places the organism in Eukaryota, Fungi, Kickxellomycota, Kickxellomycetes, Kickxellales, Kickxellaceae. The record is from RefSeq and is a predicted model, not a curated record.